Pimephales promelas (fathead minnow) is the source of this 2851-nucleotide messenger RNA. It is a transcript of the gene cyth4b, whose product is annotated as cytohesin 4b. Lineage: Eukaryota; Metazoa; Chordata; Actinopteri; Cypriniformes; Leuciscidae. Gene Ontology annotation, molecular function: guanyl-nucleotide exchange factor activity. Gene Ontology annotation, biological process: regulation of ARF protein signal transduction. The record is from RefSeq and is a predicted model, not a curated record.
CACACACACACACACACACACACGCUCAGAGGCCCCUCACGCAGGAACCAACGGCCCCUGUGACACCAGGUUUCCUGUUUCAUAAAGCAGAACCCGACGAGUGUGAGAAACAACUGUAAUCUGGGCAUUAAUGCCUGUCGAUUUGACGGUGGAGGAGCAGAUGGAGAUCGAGCGGCUGAAGAUGCACAAGCAGGUUCUGCUGGAGGACAUCGAGAAACUGAAGAACCAGAUUGAAAACGUGAUGGCAGAUAUUCAGGAUUUCAAGUCGGCAGAAGACAAUAAGAUGCUGGAGAGGGAGAAGCGCUUCUGUAGUGGCAAGAAGAAGUUCAACAUGGAUCCUAAAAAGGGAAUCAAGUAUCUGGUGGACAACGAGCUUCUGGAGUGGAAACCAGAGCGAGUGGCAGAGUUCCUGUAUAAAGAGGAAGGACUGAAUAAGACGGCCAUCGGAGACUUCCUGGGAGAGAGGGAGGAGAUGCACCUGCAGAUUCUCAAGGCGUUUGUGGAUCUGCACGAGUUUUCGGAUCUCAACCUGGUCCAGGCGUUACGGCAGUUCCUGUGGAGUUUCCGUCUGCCGGGAGAAGCGCAGAAGAUCGACCGCAUGAUGGAGGCGUUCGCCACUCGUUACUGUAACUGCAACGUCAACGUCUUCCAGUCCACAGACACGUGUUACAUCCUUUCGUUUGCCAUCAUCAUGUUGAACACGAGUCUUCACAACCCCAGCGUGAAGGACAAGACCCCGCUGGAGAGAUUCAUUAGCAUGAACCGCGGGAUCAACAACGGAGAGGAUCUUCCCGACGACCUCCUGACGAAUCUGUUCAACAGCAUACGGAACGAACCCUUUAAAAUCCCAGAGGAUGAUGGGAAUGAUCUCACACACACCUUCUUCAACCCCGACCGCGAGGGCUGGCUGCUCAAACUGGGCGGGCGUGUGAAGACGUGGAAGAGGCGAUGGUUCAUCCUCACUGAUAACUGCCUGUAUUAUUUUGAAUACACCACAGACAAGGAGCCGCGCGGGAUCAUUCCUCUGGAGAAUCUGUGUGUGAAGGAAGUGCUCUUUCCCCGGAAGCCGUAUUGUUUAGAGCUGUAUAACCCCAACAGUCGAGGUCAGAAGAUCAAGGCGUGUAAAACGGAGACGGACGGGCGAGUGGUGGAGGGAAAACACCAGUCCUACAGCAUCUGUGCUUCUACAGCGGAGGAGAGAGACCAGUGGAUCGAGUCCAUCAGGGCCAGCAUUACAAAAGAUCCGUUCUAUGACCUCGUGUCCAUCAGGAAGAAGAAAGUCAUCAACAAAGUUCCAGAGAAAUGAUCAGGACUGAACACAACACACACACACACACACACACCAGAUCAGUGUUAUGCACACGCAGGGACACAUCUUCCUCUCCGGAAACCCCUCAAACACUCACUCCAGUCAGUAUUGAAGAGCUUCACAGUGAGUGCGGAGAAGCUCAGGUCAUUGCCUGACACACACACUCCGUUCAUACGGAGAUCUUUUCUGAGAGUGAGAUUACAGAGACUCUUCGAUGUUUCCGUCCACAGUUGCAAAUUUAACUUGUGAAGAAGAUUGGAAUAUCUUCUUCAUAUAAAGGGAUAAUUCAUAUAAUAUAUGAGUGUGUGUCUUGAUGACGCAGCAGAUUUGAUGGAUUGUUUCCUACACACACACACACACACACUCAGAACAAACACAUUUACUCUGAUUGUUUUGUAGAAAAUGUUUUUCAUGUAAAAUAUAUUUUGUAUAUAUUAUAUAUCCUAUAAAUGAUUAUAGGUGACGCAUUGUACAGUUGAUUAUUUAACCUCCUGAGACCCUGCGUGCACAUACGGGGACAUCACAUUUUUGGUUCUGUGCAGCAUAAUACUUAAUUCUGUGUGACUGGAACAUGUUUUUCACAAACGAGGACACUUACACUGCCAUCUGGUGGCGUCAGAAGAGAAAAAAAAUUAACAUAAAUAAUUUAAAGAUGGCAGAGAAAACAGGUCACAUGUCACGCAGCCACUCCAGACCAAAACUUCCACAAGGUAAACAAUCUAAUAACAUUUCAUUGUUGAUUCUUGUUAAGUUAUGCAUAAUAGUGUUGUAUGUUUGAAACGGCAUGCACAUUUGACAAAAUUUUGUAAAAAUAAAGAUUUACUAAGCUGCUAAAGUUGAUGUCCCCAUAUGUGGACAUUGGGACUAAGCUUCGUUGAAACUUGCAAAAAAAAUGAAAAUUUGUAGUUGCAUUGAGCUUCGUGGCAGGCUCACACACUCGAGCGCGCGCACACACACACUCAACGGGGCGGGGCUUCACUCACGAUCGCGCAUGCACACAUACACACACUUGCUCACUCGCACACACACACACACGCGCGCUCUCUCUCUCUCUCUCUCUCGCUCGCUCACUCACUCGCUAUCGCUUACACACACAUCACUCACUCGCGAUCGCGCGCACACACACACACAUACGCUCUCUCUUGCUCGAUAUCCACCGUGGUGGAGCUCUGAAAAUCAAAAAAUCCCCUGAAAAAGAUGGGCUGAUUUUUAGAAUUGCGCAUCCAAUGGUGCACCUCUCCUGGGCACGAAUAAAGCCCAUGGAGGGUUCAGGGGCAACAGUUACACAGUCUUUCACACCGGUUAAGUGUGAUCCACUGUUCCCACAGAUAAAAAGAACAUUUCUAGUUUGGAGAAGCAGAAAUUUUGGAGCAUUGCAAAAAAGAAAUCAAAUUUUCAAUUUGUUUUGGAUAUGUUUUUUUAUGUGGAUAUUAUAUAUUAUUAUGGAUAUUAUAUUUCAUUAUUAUAUUUAUUUUGUUUUUCCAUAUCAAUUUUCAGAAGUUAUGCAUGCAAGAGUAACAAUGAAAAAUGUUCAGGCACAAU